Molecule: messenger RNA, 537 nt
Organism: Triticum dicoccoides
Lineage: Eukaryota; Viridiplantae; Streptophyta; Magnoliopsida; Poales; Poaceae
Exons: 1
Coding region: 1-537 (178 amino acids)
Source: RefSeq, a predicted model, not a curated record
AUGGACGACGCCGACGACUACCUCGCGGUGCUGCAGGCGAUGACCCGACUGCACCUGGAUUUCCCAGGAGACAGCAGCGAAGGGGUUACAACUCAUCGGGACGACGCUGAUGCCCCGGCGCAGCCCGCUGCCGCGGAGACCGGCCAUGUAAAGCAGCCGGCGGGUGAGUGGGCGGAGGUCCUGGUGAGCGAGAUGGCGAGCGCCACCUCCAUGGACGACGCCCGGUGCCGUGCCGCCAGGAUCCUCGAAGCAUUCGGAGGCGCCGUAUGCGCUCGCGCCGCGCGGGUAGUCGGCGAUAAGGACCGCGAGCUGGAGAACGUCCGGCGGCAGAACACCAUCCUGAAGAAGGCGGUGGUGAUCCAGCACCGGCAGCACAAUGAGAACGAGGAGAAGGGCAGGGAGCUCCAGGUGCAGGUCGCCCAGUACCGGGAGCAGGUCAGGCGGCUCGAGGCGGAUAAUUAUGGGCUGUCCAUGCACCUCAGGAACGCCGGCCGCGGGGCCUCCAUGCCGGGGAACUUCCACCCAGAAGUUUUCUGA